Rhopalosiphum padi (bird cherry-oat aphid) is the source of this 1621-nucleotide messenger RNA. It is a transcript of the gene Rbsn-5, whose product is annotated as rabenosyn-5. The transcript has 9 exons. Gene Ontology annotation, molecular function: metal ion binding. The record is from RefSeq and is a predicted model, not a curated record. The coding region runs from base 136 to 1479 and encodes 447 amino acids. Lineage: Eukaryota; Metazoa; Arthropoda; Insecta; Hemiptera; Aphididae.
ACACAAAAUAAUACAUUCAUUACAUUUAUUGAAUAUUGAUAAAAAAUAUUAAAAUAUUAAAUGUGAGAAAUAAUUUAUAUUAAUAUAAAUGUUAUUUAUUGGAUAUUAUACUUUGAUAUUUAUGAAGCACUCAUUAUGACUGAAGCCGCUGAAGAAAAUAUAGUUUUAGAAGGAUUCUUAUGUCCUAUAUGCAAAGUUGACUUUGGUUUAGACCUUAAGUUAUUUUUACAUUUUCAAGAAGCUCAUAGCGAAGACCAAGAUCUAGUUAAAUCUUUUAAAGAUUUAUUUGGUAAAGCUAAAGAAAAGAUUUUAAAGAAUGACAUCGGGAAAAAAGAAGAACGCCAUUAUGUGUGGGAACCACAAGAAAUAGGAGAAGUCAAAUCUCACAUUCAGUAUUUUAAACACUGUCGUAAUAAGUGGGUUGAACACUUUGUAAUGGAAACAAAUAAAACAGUCGUACGACUUGAAAAGUUACUUUGCAAUUUACCUCAAGAUCCUAAUAAACGAAAAACUCAUGAACAAACUAUAGUACAUUGGUUAGAUGGUACAGAUGUAACACGAUGUCCAGAUUGUACUAAGUCAUUUAAUAUUACAAGACGACAACAUCAUUGCAGAUUAUGUGGUUCUAUUGUGUGUCAUGAAUGUAGCUGUUUUUUACCAUUGUCAAAAGCAUAUGAAACAAUAAAUGAAACUGGUAAAAACCAAUUUACGUCUAUAACACCAAGUUUACCAAGUUUUCGUUUAUGUGUUCAUUGCGGACAGGUGUUGGAAAACCGUGAGCAAAUCAAAUACCGUGACCAAAAACCUCUCAUGUGUGAUUAUUAUGACAAAAUCAUAGAAUGUCGUAAUAAAAUAGAAAAUGAUCUGUUAAUUAAAUUCCACCAAACAUAUAAUCUAUUAAAAGAAGGAGAAUCCUCGUAUUUAACAGAAGCCAACAAAAUUAGAAAUGAUAUAGUUAAACUUGUCGAGACAAUAGAUGCCCUAAGUAAUCGUAUAAUGAAACUGGAAAAUUCUACAAAUUCAUCAAAGGUUACUACAAAAAAUAUUAGAUUGGCUAUGAUACAAUGUGUUCAAUCAACUAUACUUGCAAUACCUGCUCUUCCUUCAAUGAAGGAAAUUGAAGAAAUUGCUCGGUUAAAACGUGAAGCAGCAGAGGCACGUAUACGUAAUGGUCAAGACUUAAACACAGAUAAGCCUAAAAUAAGCCCAUCAGUUUCUAAACGACACAAUAAACAAAAAAAUGAAAUUAAAUUAAGACUUGAAGAUGGUUGGAGUCCUGUAACAAAUGCUAAUAUUAAUUCUGACAAUCCUGUAGUGGAACAGAUGAACAUCAUAAAGAACUACAUUAAGCAAGCUAAAGAGGCUUAUCGAUUUGAUGAAGUUGCAAGUCUUGAAAGGAAUUUACAAGAAUUGAAUGAAGAAUACUUCAAAAUGCAAAAUAGUAGUGGAAAUAUGCCAGGUUAUUCUACAAAAAAUUAAAAAUAUAUUCUAGUCCAAUAAAAAUGGCAAAUUUAAUAAUUAUCACAAAAAAAUAACAUUAAAAAAUAUGAUUAUCGCUAUUCGACUCUUACAUUAUAUGUCUUAAUAUAUCACAAACAAUGAAUAAAUAUUAUUUUCUCCA